CAGUAAUAGGCCUCCUUCUCCCCACUCCUCGAUCCACAGACAUGGCGUCCGGCUUCGGCUUCGGCGGCGGCCGCUCGCGUUGCUUUACGUUCUGGCAGGAGUUCCAGAAGUGCUACGCGAACGCAGACACGACGUCGGAGUGCAUUGCGCAAAAGGAAGACUACAUGGAGUGCCUGCACCACACCAAGGAGAUUGAGCGCAUGAGGACGAUCAAGGAGCACUACCUCGCACGGCAGGCGCACGAGGCCCGUGAAGCCCGCGAAAAGGGGGAGCUGCGUGCUACGAGCGGCGUGCUCCGGCUUGGCAUCAUUGGCAAGGAGGGCGGCGAAUCAGGGGCCGGAGGAAGCAGUGGUGGCAGCAGCAGCAGCAGCAGCAGCAAUGGGGGCAGCGAUUCAGAGAGCAGCAAGAGCAAGGAGGAGUAAGGUUUUCUCGCAAUACUAGUCUCAAUUUCACGUCGUCUGCAUGGUGCGAGAG
Molecule: messenger RNA, 474 nt
Organism: Acaromyces ingoldii
Lineage: Eukaryota; Fungi; Basidiomycota; Exobasidiomycetes; Exobasidiales; Cryptobasidiaceae
Exons: 3
Coding region: 42-422 (126 amino acids)
Biological process (GO): mitochondrial respiratory chain complex I assembly
Source: RefSeq, a predicted model, not a curated record